Suricata suricatta (meerkat) is the source of this 1965-nucleotide messenger RNA. RefSeq names its product kelch like family member 34 (gene KLHL34). The record is from RefSeq and is a predicted model, not a curated record. NCBI's taxonomy places the organism in Eukaryota, Metazoa, Chordata, Mammalia, Carnivora, Herpestidae. The transcript has a single exon. Bases 1 to 1965 code for a protein of 654 amino acids. Gene Ontology annotation, molecular function: protein binding.
AUGAGUUACUUCCUAUCUUACUGUAAAGCUCAUGGCAGCGCAUUGCUCACCGGCUACCAGGCUCUGCGCGCGGAGGGCUUCCUGUGCGAUGUGACGCUGGAGGCCGAGGGCAGCGAGUUCCCGGCCCACAGGUCGCUUCUCGCUUGUUCCAGCGACUACUUCAGGGCCCUGUUCAAGAGCCACACCCGGGAAUCCAGGGCGAGCGUAAUCCACCUGCACGUGCCGUCGGCGGCCGGCCUGCAGCGCCUGCUGGACUUCAUCUAUACCGCCUGGCUUCCGCUCUCCAUGGACACGGUGGAGGACACGCUCGAGGCCGCCAGCUAUCUGCAAGUCACCGAAGCCCUCGGGCUGUGCGGCCGCUACCUGGAGCGCCAGCUGUCUCCAGAGAACUGCUGCUUCGCCGCCAACAUGGCGGCGCGCUUCGGCCUGGCGCACACGUUAGGCGAGGCCGAGCGCUGCAUCUUGCGGCACCUGCGGGAGCUGCUGGUGCAGGGCGCGGGCCCCGCGGGGCUGCUGGAGCUGAACCCCACGUCGCUGAAGGCUGUGUUGGGUGCCCCCGACGUGGCGCGGGUGCCUGAGACCUGGCUGCUGGAGCUGGCGCUGGCCUGGCUGCGGCAGGAGCCCGAGGCCGAACGCCUGGCGCACUGCGCCUCACUGCUCGAGCGCGUUCGCUUCGGCCUGGUGCCUGCCCACGUGCUGCGGCGCGUGUACUCGGGCUCGGGCCUCGUGCUGCCCGCCCGGGUCAAGGGCCUCAUAAUCCAGGCCCUCAACUACCACACGGCGCCCUCCCGUCAGCCGCUCGUGCAGGGCGAGCAGACCAGUGUCCGGAGCCCCCAAACCCGCAUCUUGUUGGUUGGAGGGUGCAGGGCGCGGGAGGCGGUGACCGAGGAGGUCGCGGCCCCACAGGGGGUAGCCAGGGUCAGGGGCGCCGUGGUGGAGCCCGAGGAGGAGGAGGAGGAGGAGGAGGAGGAGGGGGAAGAUGGGCAGUUGGAAGAGGAGGAGGAAGAUUGGGAGCUCACCCAGGAUGUGGUGGCCUUCGAUGUGUACAACCACCGCUGGCGCAGUCUCACGCGGCUGCCUGCACCGCUCCUGGGGCACAGCGUGUGCACCUCGGGCAAUUUCCUGUUCGUCCUGGGCGGGGAGAGCCCUUCUGACGGCGCCUCCUCGGCGCCGGGGGACGGUCAGCGGGCCGUCACGGCUCAAGUGCACCGUUACGACCCGCGCUUCCACGCUUGGACUACGGUGCCCGCUAUGCGAGAAGCGCGGGCCCACUUCUGGUGCGGCGCGGUGGGCGAGGGGCUCCUGGCCGUCGGCGGUCUGGGCGCCGACGGCGAGGCGCUCGCGUCGGUAGAGAUGUACGACCUGCGCCGGGACCGCUGGAGCGCGGCCGGGGCCCUGCCGCGGGCCUUGCACGGCCACGCGGGGGCCGUCGGGGACCGCUGCGUCGUGUACAUCUCUGGGGGUAAGGCGGGGAGAGGCGAAGGCGGCGCGAGCAGCCUCCGGGACGUGUACGCCUUGGGCCCGGGAGAGCGAGCGUGGAGCAAGAGGGCGCCCAUGAGCACUGCCCGCUUCGGGCACCACAUGGCUGUGCUGCGCGGCGCGGUGUUCGCUUUUCUGGGGCGCUACGAGCCCUUCUCGGAGAUCGAACGCUACGACCCCGGCGCGGACCAGUGGACUCGGCUGCGGCCGCUACCCUACGACCGCUUCUGCUACGGGCUGGCCGUCGUGGAGGAGACUGCGCUGCUGCUGGGCGGCCUCAAGUGGCGGGAUUCGCGGCAGGUGUCUGCCCGCAACGUGGUGGGCUACGACCUCGACCUGGACCGCUGGGAGGACAUAGGCUGCACCCUGCCCUGGGCCUGGAACGGUCUCCAGUGUGCAGUGCUGCAGCUGGCGGAGGGUGGGGAGGAGGAGAGGGAGGGAGCGCUCAGGGAGGCGCCAGAUUUAGUGCGGGGCUUAAUGGGUUAG